Molecule: messenger RNA, 2496 nt
Organism: Yarrowia lipolytica CLIB122
Lineage: Eukaryota; Fungi; Ascomycota; Dipodascomycetes; Dipodascales
Source: RefSeq, a predicted model, not a curated record
AUGGAAGACAGAUUACAGCAAAGGGUACGGGAGACUUUGUCACUACCGAAAGUCUUCGACCGGCUGGACUCCUAUUUUCUAUUCUUUUCGGCAUGGUACAGACGCGUUUCCAAGGACUACACAUUACAAGAACCGGAGGAAUAUGAGAAGGAGCGUCAGAAUGCCGCCUUUAUCGUCGACAAUGAUUCAAACACGGGCGAGGAGGUUGUGAGAGUGACCAGAGAUCACGUGCCUUGGGUGGUGCUUGCUGCUCACUUCAUGACGGGGUGCUCUACGAAUGCUACUUACGUGAGCGAACUGCUAGAGAAACGACUCAACAUUGGAAGAAUUCCGAAGGAGAUGGUUGAGAGUAUCAUUGCAUGGAGUAUAUCUGGCAUGCAUAUGGACGAGAAGCUGGCAUUGCAAGCUCUGGAGGCACGGCUUGACGAGACGGAGAGUGGCAGGGCCUUGACCCAAAGCUUGAAGGAUAAGAUGCAGAGGACGAUUUGGGACAAGGUGUUUCAGCAUCAUCUGAAGAAUUCGCAAUUAAACCCAAUCUGCGAACGACCCGGAGUUGUGUUUUUUGCCCUGUUUCCUUUGUCUAACGCGAAUGGAUAUUCUCUGCUCUUCAUCGAUUAUCUCACCAAGGCUGCCACAUUCAGCAUACCUUGCAAACCCAAAAACGCGCUGGACCUGAUCAGGGACAUUCGGGUCGCCGUUUUGGAUCAUUUAAGAGCAUACGGACAGCCCUUGGCCCUAAUUUGCAUGAACCCCUGUCGAGGAACGAACGGAUGGCUUGGAAGCGUACUUCAGAAGGCAUUCAAGCACAUGGUACCUUUCGAUACGGUAGUGUCCAUCUACGAACUUCGGGCCCGCUCACUUCCAUCCCGAAUAGCUGAAGUUUUCGAAGAAGCAACUACAGCUGUGAGAGACCCCAAUGAUACCUUGAAAAAUAGCCAACCAUUCUGUUUCCUCAGAACCCAGAACACCCACGAGACUUGGGAGCAUCUCGUGUUGGGCCAUUUUAUGACUCUUCAGAAUCGCUCCUUUGUAAGACAUCCUCGAGACCUGGAGUCGGGUGCUACAUCUGAUAAUAUGAAUAUCUGUUUUCACAUCAUCUACGAAGUGAAUCUCUCUCUGCCUUCAUCUAAGAUAAGCAACGAGGCAUGGUCUUGUAUAUUCUUUCCCAAUCCCUUUCCAAAAGCGAAGCUUGACCUAUUCAAGCCAGAGAAAAUGCCCAGAGCUCUCGAGAAUGAACUCAAGGAAGUUACAGCGCUAUCCCUCGAUUUCACACUUUCUCCCGAGACACCUGCUUUACCUGCAGACAUGCUGGAGUUUGAUGAGACUUCUAGACGCAUCGUUGCAUUUUGCUUCCGAAAGAGGCGUGACAGGGUCUUGCCGAAGAAUUUUGUGGAAGAGCUUGAGCUGAGAAAAAUCAAGAGAGCGAGAAAGGAUGCCGAGGAGUCGGAGAAGAGACCCGUUGAAGAAGCUGCUGAUAAGAAAAAGCAGCAGGAGGCUGAGAAACAGACUUCUGGUCUACAAAACGCGGAGGAGGAAAAGAUGCCACUUGCUGAAGAGCCUGCUGAGAGGCCGGCUGGAGAGAAACGACGAUUAACAGCAGAAGCCGAGAAACAAGGGCUGGCUGAAGCAGAAGCUGAGAAAUUGACGGUUACUGGAGUUGGACGCGUCAGACAGACUGAGGAAACUGAGAAACAGAUACUGGUCGGCGAGGAAGCUGGAAGAUUGCGACAAGCUGAGGAGGAGGAGAUUCAGGGAUUGGGUGAGGAGGAAGUGGAGGUGGAGAGGGCGAAGCCGGCUACUGAGGCUAAAGAUGCUGCUGAAGAUGAGAGCCAAAGACUUGCAGAAGAGUGUGAAGAGGUCGGGCGUCAUAGACAGACAGAGGAGGGGGAGCGACUCAGACUGACAAAAGAGGAGAGAACGAAGCAUGCUGACGAGGAAGAGAGGGCCAAACAGGCCGAUCAGGUUAUGGAGGCUAUGGCAUCUUUCACGGCCGAAAAGAAAAGACUUGCCGAGGAGGCCGAACGAGAAAGACUAGCCGAUAAGGCGGCCGAGGAGCAGAGGUUGGCGAUAGAAGCGGUAGACAUGGAAAGGGCUGAGGCAGAGGAACAGAGCCGGCAGGAGGUGGCCAUUUUGGACUCACCAGACGACAGCGAAUCUUCCCAGGAGAUACAGGUUGAGAAGACUGCUGCUGAGGAAGUGGCCGAGAAUCUCAGGGUCCAAGAGGAAUGGAGACGACAAGAGGCUGAAAGACAGAAGGAGAUUGAGGCCAUCCUAGCGGCUGAAAGAAAGGAGAAGGCUGCUAAGGAAGCUGAGGUUGAGGCCGAGACCAAAGCUAAUGCAAAUAUUGAGGCUGAAGCUGCUGACACCACUCUUACCGAAGAACGCCAAGCAGAUUUGGAGGAUGAAGAGGAUCUGCCCCCUACUAAUAACCCCAUUACAGCAUUCCUCAGAACUGUCAAGCUGGCUCUGAAUCGAGCACCACCACCUAGGAAAUAG